AUGUCGGCCACGCCUUCCCGGAGCCGGUGGGCGCGCGUCCGCGGCGUUCUCAGCCACGCGGGGCUGCUGGUGGCCCUGGGGGUGUACACUGCAGUCGGCGGCCUGGUGUUCCGGGCGCUGGAGGGCCCCGCGGAGGCCGGCCGCCUCCACGCGCUGCAGGUGGCGGUGCUGGAGGGGCGGCGCGAGCUGGUGGCCGCGGUGGGCAACGCGAGCCAGCGCCUCGGCGUGGAGCCCCACGGCCUGGCCGAGCUGCGCGACCUGCUGCACCGCCACCUCCAGGAGUACGAGGCCGUGCUGCACAACGCGUCCAGGGGCGGCGUCGAGGUGCCCGCCCUCACCGCCUCCCCGGGCGCCGCCACGCCGCCGCGCUGGACGCUGCUGCAGGGCAUGUUCUUCGCCGCCACUGUGCUCACCACCAUCGGCUACGGCAACAUCGCCCCGGUGACGCUGUGGGGCCGCGUCUUCUGCCUCUCCUUCGCGCUCAUCGGCAUCCCGCUCACCCUGAGCGUCAUCGCCGACAUGGGCGUGCUGCUGGCGUCCGCGGUGUCCGCGCUGCCCUGCUGGGGCUCGUGCCGGUCUUGGUGGGCGCUGGACGACGCCUCCAGGGGCACGGGCACGGGCAUGUGCCGCAACAUGCUGCUGGCGCUGGCCGCGGUGCUGCUGCUGUUCCUGUACCUGGCCGCCGGCGCCGCCAUGUUCACCCUGUGGGAGGAGGGCUGGGACUUCUUCGAGAGCUUCUACUUCUGCUUCAUCACCAUGACCACCAUCGGCUUCGGCGACCUCGUGCCUCGCCAGCCGGCGUACACGCUGCUCUGCACGCUCUACAUCCUGGUGGGGCUGGCCUUGACGUCCACCAUCAUCGAGCUGGUGCGGCGGCAGUACGCCACGUCCUGGCGGCGCCUGCAGGAGGCGCUGUCCGAGUCCGGGCCCGCCCUGGGCGACGCGCUGCGCCGCCUCGGCACCGUGCCCGACGUGCACCUCAAGGGCCUGCUGGCGGCCGUCAGCCUGGCGCGCCUCGUCCCGCAAGGCGGCGGCAGGGACGAGCUGCCGAUGGCGCCGACGGGCGUGGACGCGCAGGACUGGGAGCACGCCCUGGCCGCCGUGCUCCGCGAGAUGGAGGAGAAGGCCAAGAAGGAGGCCGACAAGGAGAGCGAGGCCGAGCUGGAGCUGCUGAACCGGCGCAGGGAGAAGGGCACGCGGAGGCCGCGGACCUCGGCGCCGAGGGAGGCCCGCCUCAUCGAGAUCGUCAUCUACGAGACCACCGUCUAGGCUAGGCCGCCCCGGGCCGCCCAGCCAGGACUUGUCUCUGCAGCGUCUCUGCGGCGACUCAUUAGAGUUCAGCCAAACACACCGACUUCGGACAAAAGUGCUGAUCUCUCCAAACACAAAAACGCCCGAAAGGAGUGAAUUGAGUCACUUUAAUAGGGUGGGUCGGACCGCAUAAAAUCUGAAAAUUUUUAUUUAAAGUCUAUUUUUUCUAAAACAGUGUGUGCCUUGGAAAGUUAAACCAACCUGCGAGACUAUUUUUUUUCGACCGUUUAUUAAAUACUUUACAUAUGUACAAACAUCUUCGAUGUCAAAAAAAUAGAUGAGUAUGUGGCACAUGA
Thrips palmi is the source of this 1607-nucleotide messenger RNA. RefSeq names its product potassium channel subfamily K member 15-like. Lineage: Eukaryota; Metazoa; Arthropoda; Insecta; Thysanoptera; Thripidae. Gene Ontology annotation, biological process: stabilization of membrane potential; potassium ion transmembrane transport. Gene Ontology annotation, molecular function: potassium ion leak channel activity. Gene Ontology annotation, cellular component: membrane. The transcript is spliced from 5 exons. The coding region runs from base 1 to 1269 and encodes 422 amino acids. The record is from RefSeq and is a predicted model, not a curated record.